ACUAUCAUGUAGUGUAUUAUGUAAACCUCUGAUGAACAAGUACAAUAGUAAUUUUUAGCUAUGACAACUGAAUACUAUAUCAGUAUUAUGUUCCUUGUUUCAGAGCAAUGUCUGGCAGAAGAACCAGAGAUGCUGUAAAAGAAACACUAAAAGCUGGUGGUUUUCCUGCUGACACCUUAUCUGUUAUUGCUGGUUUGUCCAAUGAUUAUGGUGAUUAUGUUGCAACAUAUGAAGAAUACCAGAUUCAGAGGUAUGAAGGGGCAUCUACUAUUUUUGGUCCUCGGACCCUUGAUGGAUACAUCCAGAAUUUCAAGAUUCUCGCAGAAAAUAUGACUAAGGUUAGUUAGGAAAAUGUAGUUAUUCAAAACUAGACGAAUUUGAAAGAGAAAUGAUGAUCCUACAACUUAUCUCUAUUCUGAAUUUCAAGCAUCCUGCUGGGGAUAUGCAGUCCUUCUGCCAGGUGCCCCUGUGCCUGGCAGAAUUUAAAUUUUGAGUGAAAGUCCUUGUCCAUCUGUGAUAUUUGUAUUUUUGCAUGGUUCUUUACACUGUUUUUAUUUCAAUCUUGAAUUCUUAUAUUGAUGUUGAUCAUCACUUUAUUUGUUUGCAUUACCAUAGUUUGACACCCAAUAGCCGAUGUAUUUUUCGUGCUGGGGUGUCAUUAAACAUUCAUUCAUUCAUUCAUUCUGCCAGGUGCAGUAGGAUGUAGGUCAGUAGUUCAGCUCUGGUUGGGGGCUUUCUGUCCCCUUUUCCCCAAGACUGGUACAUCAAAGGAU
Molecule: messenger RNA, 773 nt
Organism: Gigantopelta aegis
Lineage: Eukaryota; Metazoa; Mollusca; Gastropoda; Neomphalida; Peltospiridae
Product: neutral ceramidase 3-like
Exons: 3
Coding region: 108-347 (79 amino acids)
Biological process (GO): long-chain fatty acid biosynthetic process; ceramide catabolic process; sphingosine biosynthetic process
Cellular component (GO): extracellular region
Molecular function (GO): N-acylsphingosine amidohydrolase activity
Source: RefSeq, a predicted model, not a curated record